Tinamus guttatus (white-throated tinamou) is the source of this 3061-nucleotide messenger RNA. NCBI's taxonomy places the organism in Eukaryota, Metazoa, Chordata, Aves, Tinamiformes, Tinamidae. The record is from RefSeq and is a predicted model, not a curated record.
GCUGGCUGGAAGGAAAAUCACGCAACAUUUAUGAAUGAACUGAAAAACCUGCAAGCGUCAGGGCUAACAACCCUUGGUCAGGCCCUCAGAUCGUCAUUUGACUUGCUAAAUCUCAACAGAUUAGUGUCUGGAAUAGACAAUUAUGGACAGGGAAGGAAUCCGUUCUUUUUGGAACCAUCUAUUUUAAUUACCAUCACAGAUGGAAACAAACUGACAAAUACGGCUGGAGUUCAAGAAGAGCUUCAUCUUCCUCUGAACUCUCCUUUGCCUGGAAGUGAACUCACCAAAGAGCCGUUCCGCUGGGAUCAAAGGCUGUUUGCUCUGGUGCUGCGCCUGCCGGGAGCCGCGUCCGCGGAGCCGGAGCAGCUCGGGAGCGUGCCCACCGAUGAGUCCGCCAUCACGCAGAUGUGCGAAGUCACGGGAGGUCGUUCCUACUGUGUUCGGACACAAAGAAUGUUGAAUCAGUGUUUAGAGUCUUUAGUUCAGAAAGUUCAAAGUGGAGUUGUUAUUAACUUUGAAAAGUCAGGACCAGAUCCCGCUCCUAUCGGAGAAGAUGGACUUGUUGAUUCAUCCAGGCCCAUCAAUUCAUUUGUUUCUCAACCGUGGCAUAGUUGUCAUAAGCUCAUUUAUGUACGGCCUAAUCCUAAAACUGGUGUUCCUGUGGGACAUUGGCCAAUUCCAGAAUCUUUUUGGCCUGAUCAGAAUUCACCAACACUGCCUCCACGCACAGCUCACCCUGUUGUGAGGUUUUCCUGUGUCGAUUGUGAACCAAUGGUCAUAGACAAACUUCCUUUUGACAAGUAUGAGCUGGAGCCUUCGCCAUUAACACAGUACAUCUUGGAACGAAAGUCUCCCCAUACCUGCUGGCAGGUAUUUGUGAGUAGCAGUGGAAAAUACAGCGAACUUGGCCAUCCGUUUGGGUAUUUAAAAGCAAGCACUACUUUAACCUGUGUAAACCUCUUUGUGAUGCCUUACAACUAUCCUGUUUUACUUCCAUUGCUAGAUGAUUUGUUUAAGGUUCACAAACUUAAACCAAAUCUGAAGUGGCGACAGGCUUUUGACAACUACUUAAAAACCAUGCCUCCUUACUACCUACUGCCAUUAAAGAAAGCCCUAAGGAUGAUGGGAGCUCCAAAUCUGAUAUCAGAUAAUUUAGAUUGUGGACUUAGUUACAGUGUUAUCUCUUACCUUAAAAAACUCAGCCAACAGACAAAAAUAGAGUCGGAGCGGAUUAUAGGUUCAGUGGGUAAGAAAGUUCCACAAGAAAUUGGAAUAAAAGUGAAAAAUCACUCCAGUGGCCUCUCCUUGGUGCACAGUAGGGAUUUUAAGCAACUGCUGCAAGGGAUCACUGGGGAAUCUCCACUGAGACUGGCAGAAAUGAAUGUUAAAGAAUUUGCUGGCUUCCACAUAGGACUCUUAAACAAGGAUUUAAAACCACAGGCAUUCAGAAAUGCGUAUGAUAUUCCUCGUCACAGUCUUCUAGACCAGCUAACUAGAAUGAGAACCAAUCUUCUGAAAAAUCAGAGGCUCAUUUUGGGGCAGGAUGAGGAUUGCCUUCAUAGUGUCCCUGUUGCUCAAAUGGGAAAUUACCAGGAAUACCUGAAAAUGAUGCCAUCACCCCUCCGGGAGAUCGAUCCAGAUCAACCGAAAAGGCUUCACACGUUUGGCAAUCCUUUUAAACAGGAUAAGAAGGGUAUGAUGAUAGAUGAAGCAGACGAGUUUGUGACCGGGCCCCAGAACAAGGUGAAACGUCCCGGGGAGCCCAACACCCCCGCGUCGCUGAAGAGGAGGCGCAGCAUGUCCCCGCUGCUGCGGCGCCCGCAAGCGCCGCCCGCCACAGCCAACCACGUCGGGGGAAAGGGGCCGCCCGCUGCGCCCGGCUCCCCGGCGCUCCUCGGCCUCAAGGGCAUCUCUGCAAACAAAGAUACCAACAGCAGUACUGUCCAAGAUGGCAAUGGAGAGAAGAAAGCAGAAAAUUGUCAGUCGGUGGAAAAGCAAAUUGAUGGUUUACCUGGGCAAAUGGCACCCUCAGUUCCAGCUGUCAUGGGAGAGGAUGAGAUGCUGCCGAAUGACGUAGAUUCUCUACCAGAUGAGUUCAGUUGCUUAAGUGAAGAUGGGUUGGAUCAUAAACCUGGAACCAACGCACUUGUUCGAGGGCCUCUAAAUUACAAUGCGUCUGGAGAUGACCAAAAACGGGUUAUGGAGUCCACUUCUGGAUCUGUGCCAAACUCAUUGAAGAUAACACCCACGAUGCUGGAGGGAAACAAUGCUGAUAUCAAGAUUAAAGUGAUGAAGGAGGUUCGCAAACCUGGAAGAAAUUAUGAAAAAAUCUUCUCUCUUCUUGAAGAGGUGCAAGGACCUAUGGAAAUUCAGAAGUAUUUCAUUGAAUUUGCUAUCAAGGAAGCAGCAAGGUUUAAAAAACGGGUCUUAAUACAACACUUAGAGAGAAUACUAGAGGAACUAGAGUUCAACAGUCUACCCAACAGAGUUAAUCAUGUCAACAGUAGAUAAUAGUGUACCGCCCAGACCUGUAUGGACCAGGAUUGAGUUUGCUGUGCCACAGAAGAGUGCAAGAGGAUGCAGCUGCUGCCCUCACCAUCUUGGCAGUCAAGUGAUUUUACUGUCCGAAUCCGAGAAGAAGCAGUGGAGCUUAAACUUUAAGAACCUCUAUCGGCAGAAGCUGGGCUAUAACCUUAAGGAUUUGCCAUGAAAGGUGUGGCUUUUUUCCUGUGGAGGGUGCUAUUUGCUCAACAGGCUGAAGAAAAUAACCAUUGCUGCCCCUCCUGCAGACAUUAUGAAAGUGCACCUGAGGCUUCCCAGGUCCCCGACUUCAGUUCUCUUUCAUCCUGUGAGGAGGACGGAGAUUCUUCAGGUGGCCUUGGCACACGCUGUGCUUUGGAAGCACUAAAAGGAAACGCUUUUAAAAACGUGUAUUUUAAUGUUCAUACAAAAGAGAUUAUUUUGAACAGUAUUGUUACCAGAUCACUAAUUUGAUAUUUUAACUGUAUAAAUUUUUUGGAACAUAUGUAUAUAUAAAAUAAACCAUUUUAUUAAUUUUUAA